AUGUCGCUCGAAACUCUCACAAAUGCGCUCCAACACAUCCGCCUCCCACGCUCCCAACAAGACCGACUGAACCUCGCCGUCGGCACCGCGGCUGUCCUAGGCAGCGCAAUUCUACUCCCCGCCGCGUAUCGCGACUACCGCCUCUUCAAGAGCUAUGGUCCCGGCGGGGUUCCAAAUAAUCUGCUUGGCUGGAUGACGGUGCGCACACUGUUCCAGCCGUUUGGGCGUGAAAUGCUUAGUACGGAGGUGUAUCUGCGUCGCAUUGAUGCGGCAGAGGGACAUGGGAGGGGUGACGACGGGUACUUGACUCUGUCGACUGAACAGCUGGAAUCGAGGAAGAACGAUGGCAGGCCUGAGGUUGGACCGCAUGUCGUGCCGCAGCGACAGUUGACACAGAUUCCCGAUGAAGAUGUCAUGGAGGUUCGUUUCCCCGUUUCGAGGGGAGUUUUCAUGCAGAAACUCGACUCCAGAUUCACCUCCUUUGGUUUGCGCAAUCACCACCUAGUCAAGUUUCAGCCAUCCAAUCUCGAGAGACACUCCGACGCGCUGUUCUUGGCCGAUCACCUCCCCAUCACCGAUUUAGCGACGACGAUGCAGGGUGAAAUCGCGCAUAUACACAGUGGAAGUGACUACUCGCUUCAUGUAGUCUUGGCCCCGGCGGAUUGCAAGAAAGUCAUUGACGCAGGCUGGGGUCAGCGCCAUGCCUUUUCUGGUACAUCCGCCAUGACCUUCCUCAGUCUGGGUACCCUAUCCGAUAUCCCUUCUGAAUAUCUCCUCAUCUAUGCGCCACGCAAUGACGCGGAGAUUGAGAUCGUGAUGGAGAUUAUUUCUGCCGCUGUCAAGUUCAUGACGGGGCGGGAGGAUGUUCGGUAA
Penicillium daleae is the source of this 873-nucleotide messenger RNA. RefSeq lists its product as uncharacterized. The transcript is spliced from 3 exons. Bases 1 to 873 code for a protein of 290 amino acids. Lineage: Eukaryota; Fungi; Ascomycota; Eurotiomycetes; Eurotiales; Aspergillaceae. The record is from RefSeq and is a predicted model, not a curated record.